This is a messenger RNA of Penicillium soppii, 336 nucleotides long. RefSeq lists its product as uncharacterized. NCBI's taxonomy places the organism in Eukaryota, Fungi, Ascomycota, Eurotiomycetes, Eurotiales, Aspergillaceae. The coding region runs from base 1 to 336 and encodes 111 amino acids. The transcript has a single exon. The record is from RefSeq and is a predicted model, not a curated record.
AUGUCUCCAGCAGCCGGGGUUGCCUCUAUUCUCUCUCGCACGCUUUCCAGUGCAGUUCGAGACUACACAUAUGUCGACUUCUGUGCUGGUGCCGGCGGGCCUUCCGCCUUCAUUGAAAAAACUUGGAAUGAUAAACUCGAUCAGUCCCACGGCGCACAUGCAGAGAAGGCGGUCAAGUUCAUUUUGACAGACCUCCACCCUCAUAUUCCAGCCUGGUCCAAGGCUGUGAUAGGCCGGAGCCAUCUUAGCUUUGUCGAAGAGCCAGUUGAUGCGACGGAUACUCCUUCCUCACUAGCCUCGGGGGUGGCAGGAAGAUAUUUCGACUAUACAAUCUAG